GAAAUGAACAAGCAAAUAAAAGUGGGAGAUCACAGACAAGUGCAAUCCAUAUGGGUCCCAUGUGGGGUGUUCUAAACUAGGGUAGUGUUCCAUAUUUUCACACACUUCACUUCUCAUUGGGAUGUCCGCACAAACCCCUACUUCCAUCUCUCACAAACACACUCUUUUCAAUUUUCAUCAUGCUUUACCCUUUUAUUUUAUUUUUAUCACUAAAUUCCAUAUAUAAAUAGAAAUACACCCAACACAAACAACACAACCUUAAAUAUCAAACAAGCCCUUUCCGACCCCUACAAACUUCCACUACCUUAUCUCAUUCUUCAACACUCCCAAAACGCCCAUGGAAGAUCAAAUCCACAACAAAACCAAUUCCACCACGUGCUUAAAACUCUUUGGUUUCAGCGUCCACGAAGAAAACAACGACCAAUCAUCCUCACCACAACCACUACCACCAUUUGAAGACGGUACUAGAAACACUUCACCGUCUGGUUCCACUGAAUCCGUCAGCGGAGACGGCGGUGCUUCAAGUUUAAAUCCUUCCUCCGGCGACCGGAAAUACGAGUGUCAGUAUUGCUGUCGAGAAUUCGCGAACUCGCAAGCUCUUGGCGGACAUCAAAACGCGCACAAAAAAGAGCGCCAACAGCUCAAACGCGCACAGUUACAAGCUUCGCGAAACGCUGCAGUUUCGUUUGUUCGAAACCCGAUUAUUUCCGCCUUUGCACCGCCUCCACAUCUGCUUGCUUCCCCGGGACAAGUUAUGAUGCCGACUGUUCCUCCGUCGUGGGUCUACAUGCCGCCGCGUACAGCGCCUCCUCCUUUCCACGUUUCAGUUUCACAUGGUUGCGCUUUCCCGUCGGUGAACAACAGUAACAACGGUAUUAGUAACUGUAACGGUGGUGGUGGUAACAAUUAUAGCUUUAUAACGAGUGCAAGAUCCGCAGGUGCAGGUUUGUUACCGUGUGUUAGCGGAGUAGGGGAUUCUUCAGCCACAUUGUCAACGAUGGGCUCACAAGUACAGAAUAUGGCCCAGUAUGGGAAACUUGAUGGGCCAUCUUUGAGUAGGUUCUCAAAAGGAGAUGUAGGGCCCAACUUUGACGAUGGUUUUGGUUUGAAUUUGCAUCUUAGUCUGUCCCCGCCGUGAUGGAUCGGCAUAACUAAAUUCGGUUUGGAUGGUUCAACUUGUUUCUUUCUUUCUUUUCUAAUAAUAGACAAAAUAUUAGUAAUUAGUUACUAUUAUAUUACGGUUUUCUCUAUUACUAGGUUCAAACUCCAGUUCUUCCAACUUCUUCAACCAUUAGUUCAGAUCUGUAUUCAAUUGUGACUGAAUAUCAUAUGAUGUAGCAAUAUGCAGAUUCAAGCUCCAUAGGCCGUUUACGGUGGCAUAUAUGGCUGCUAGUAGUAGUAGUUCAGCUUCACAUCUUGUACAUUUUUUCUUAGACAGUUAUUUCUUUAUUUUUUUUCCCUCAAGAAAUUGAUUAAUUUCACUUGAAAAGGAUUGCAGUAAUUAAUUUGCCUAAGGACAACAUACAUGUACACAAGUUUAUAUUUAAUAUUUUGUACAUCGCCAAGCUCUA
Molecule: messenger RNA, 1571 nt
Organism: Lathyrus oleraceus (garden pea)
Lineage: Eukaryota; Viridiplantae; Streptophyta; Magnoliopsida; Fabales; Fabaceae
Product: zinc finger protein GIS3
Exons: 1
Coding region: 338-1138 (266 amino acids)
Biological process (GO): trichome morphogenesis; trichome differentiation; gibberellic acid mediated signaling pathway
Cellular component (GO): nucleus
Molecular function (GO): DNA-binding transcription factor activity; transcription cis-regulatory region binding
Source: RefSeq, a predicted model, not a curated record